CCAUUCGUUUGGGUGAUGCACAAGGGAAAGCUUGCACCAAGCUCAAUCCCCGCGCAUUAUUCCUCAUGGGCUUCAAAAAGCCAGCGAAGCGUCCUUCGUUUGCAAGUAUGAGCUGCGGAACAACAGACUCACGACUCACUAUCAAGUCUACCUGAUUCCUGAUGAUCGUUCGUUCCGAUGCUCAAGCUGUUUGACGCUCAAGAUCACGCGACAGUGGAGCUCUUGGAAGGUGGUCUACAAUGUUCCUGGUGAACUGGUUUUUCGACGUGUUGGGCUACCUCGGCCUCAGCAACAAGAAUGCGAAGAUCUUGUUUUUGGGACUGGACAAUGCUGGCAAGACAACCCUUCUCCACAUGCUGAAGGAUGACCGCAUUGCAACUCAUGUCCCAACGCUUCACCCUCACUCCGAGGAGCUGAUGAUCAAGAACAUUCGCUUCCGCACCUAUGACCUGGGAGGCCACGAGACUGCCCGGCGCAUUUGGAAGGACUACUUUGCCACGGUGGAUGGCAUCAUUUUUUCUGGUGGAUGCUGCAGACCGCACCCGCUUCCAGGAAGCCAACGAGGAGUUGAACGGCCUUCUUAACGAGCAGGCACUGGCCAAUGUCCCCUUUGUGGUGCUUGGCAACAAGAUCGACAUCCCCACGGCGGCCUCUGAGGACGAGCUGCGAAAUGCCCUGGGGCUCUUCAGCCACAUGACCUAUGGCCGUGACGCGAAGAAAGGUGACAGCAGCGUACGACCGGUGGAACUCUUCAUGGUGAGUGUGGUGAAGCGCAUGGGCUAUGCUGAAGCCUUCCAGUGGCUCUCCAACUUCUUGAAGUGAAAUCGAUAGUCAUUACCUCACUGCGCCUGCGACGCAGCGCCAGCUGCAAUUGUAUUCAUUUGGAAGACCUCCUGGCCCCAAUGCCCCCGCCGUGCGGGACGCGCCGAAGUGGGCUGAGCCUUGAUCCGCCCGUCUUCAUUGGAAGGCUUGGGCGCUAAAGACCGGACGCUGUCUCCUGGCGUCUUCAAGUGCAAAAGAAAAC
Durusdinium trenchii is the source of this 1024-nucleotide messenger RNA. Lineage: Eukaryota; Dinophyceae; Suessiales; Symbiodiniaceae. The record is from the annotation of a GenBank genome assembly.